Arthroderma uncinatum is the source of this 1017-nucleotide messenger RNA. RefSeq lists its product as uncharacterized. Lineage: Eukaryota; Fungi; Ascomycota; Eurotiomycetes; Onygenales; Arthrodermataceae. Gene Ontology annotation, cellular component: Golgi membrane. The record is from RefSeq and is a predicted model, not a curated record. The coding region runs from base 1 to 1017 and encodes 338 amino acids. The transcript has 3 exons.
AUGAAUCCCCAUAUCUCUGUUCCCCGACAGCAUGCCGGUCCAGCACAUUUCGGCGGCGCCUCGCCGCAGAAUAGAAGUCCCUACCUACGGAUACCGCAGUUCUUCGGCCGGAUGUUCAAGGUCUCGCAGAUGGACUUCGAGAUGGCCAUAUGGGAGAUGACGUCCCUCGUUAUUGCGCCGAAGAAGGUUUUUAAAUCCAUGUAUUACCAUGUUAGCAACUCUUCCCCCGGAUACUGCCGUCAGAACCUGAAGCUAAUCUAUUUGUCCUUAGAAACGUUUGUUCCCGUUCCACACGUCUAUUGCCCGCCUCUCUUCAGCAUAGCUCUAACUGCCCACGCUUUAGAAACCAAAAACACAUGGCACCGACCUGACCCGUCGUUUGGCUAUCUGCUUUCCUUCUUCUUAUUUCUCACAGGCCUAGCAUGGGGCUUCGCCUACCAAUCAACCUUCACCUCUAUAAUAGGGCUCAGCUUAUCCUUCAUCUUCUUCCAUUUCCUCGGUGCCUCCCUCCUCGUUUCAACGAUAAUGUACUUUUCGGUUGGCCGGAUUUUUGGCCCCAACGGCCCUGCAGCUGCUAUCAGUGAGUGGAGGGGCACUAGAUCCUCGCUUGGCCGCAUGAGGCGGCGUGGGCCGGCACAGGGUCUCUUCGGGAUAUCGGGGGAUAAAGAGCAUGUCGAAUUUGGAUAUUGCUUUGAUGUUGCUAACCGCGCCUUCUUCACACUAUACCUACACCUAUACGUUCUUCAAUUCAUUCUCCUCCCCGUCCUGACACGGGGUUCCGAUACCUCGCCUAGCUUCCUCGCCACCAUUCUCGGCAACACCCUGUAUCUCUCCGCCUUCACAUACUAUACCUAUAUUUCGUUCCUUGGUUAUAGUAACCUGCCGUUUCUGUAUCAUACAGAGCUGCUUCUGCUGCCUAUUGUGGUAAUGGGCAUCCUGUGGUUUGUAAGUUUGAUUUUGGGGUGGGGUAUUGUCCGGCAGGGCGGAGCCGUCAACUGGUUAUUCUGGUGGGCUUGA